Messenger RNA from Cetraspora pellucida, 335 nucleotides. NCBI's taxonomy places the organism in Eukaryota, Fungi, Glomeromycota, Glomeromycetes, Diversisporales, Gigasporaceae. The record is from the annotation of a GenBank genome assembly.
CUUAUAAAGAAAAAGGAUUUAAAUUUGGAAUGUUUUCUACAAUUGCAUAUUAUACUGGUAUAUUAUGGAAGUCUUUAGGAAAAUCUAAAGAAAGCUUUGAAUCAUUGAUUACACAAUUACGGCAAUACAAGAUGCAAAAACAUUCUGAUAGAACACCAAAUGCAUAUACAAUGCCUUAUUCAUUUAAUAAAGAUACUCUAUUAAAUUCAACUAAUACUAUAACAGAUAAUUUAGAAUUAGAAAUCAAAACAUUUAUUGAUUUUAAUUCACUAAUUUUUAAAUCAUAUAAUGAUAAUAAUGAUGAUUUGCUUAAAAAUGAGAAUUUUGAAUCUAAU